This is a messenger RNA of Toxotes jaculatrix (banded archerfish), 1642 nucleotides long. RefSeq names its product leucine-rich alpha-2-glycoprotein-like. The record is from RefSeq and is a predicted model, not a curated record. The transcript has 2 exons. Gene Ontology annotation, molecular function: protein binding. The coding region runs from base 500 to 1525 and encodes 341 amino acids. NCBI's taxonomy places the organism in Eukaryota, Metazoa, Chordata, Actinopteri, Toxotidae.
AGACAGAAGUAGGGGGAACAGCCCAGUUUUGGCCAGAAAUUAUUAAAAGAAAAUGUGUGCUGUUGAGAAAAAAAAGAGAAUCCAAAUACCAAGUCUAUGUGAUUAAGAAAGUGCAUUAAAAGCACUUAAGAUAGCAUGUACUGUUGCACAGAAUACUCUUGCAGAAAUGAUAAAAGAAAAUAUUGAUUCAUGUGUGGUAACAUCUUUACUUUUAGAAAGUUCAGAAAAACAUCACCACUCACCACUUUAUGAGCUGGAUUGUUUGCUUGGUUUUGUUUGCCUCUUGCGACAUUUUGUCCUGACUCAUUUCUGGGAACAAAUAGACUCAACAUUAUAAAAAACUAAGUUCACGUCCAGAACAGAGAGAGUUCUACUUUGCCUUUCAGGUAGGAUAAUGCAUUUAUGAUUUUUACAUUACAUUCAGUGAGUUCACCUCUAAAUACUUGAUCGUUUGUGCUUCAGUGCUGUUCUAUAUCAUUCCUCUCUGCAGUGUUUAAAGAUGAACUUGUGGCUGCUCCUGACUUUCACUGCACUGGCUGAAUGCCGUUUCCAAAAAAGAGGCGCCCACUCCUGCCCAGAUCUGUGCUCCUGCUCUUUUCCACCUUCAGGUGCAGAGGUGGUGUGCAGCCAAAGCUCCCUCACACAUUUCCCUAUAAACGGUUUAUCUCCCAACACCACUCGACUGUCCAUCCAAUCCACCAAUCUCAGCUCUGUUACAGCAACUCAUUUGACUGCUGUGCCCCUUUUAAACAACCUCCAGCUGUAUCACAACAACCUGUCAAGCCUUCCUUCAGAUCUACUAAAGGGUGUUCCUCACUUAAACACAUUGGAUCUCACAGGCAAUCAGCUGGUUCACCUGCCUCCAAACAUCUUCAGCCAUGUCUCGCUCCAUAGUCUGGUGCUGAAGAAUAAUAUGAUUGAAACAGUGGAUGCUGAGUGGUUUUCCCUCAACAGCAGCCUGACCUGGCUGGACUUGUCUGGGAAUCGUUUAACUGGUGUCCCAUCUGCUCUGUUUCUGAAGCUGCCCCAGCUCAAGAACCUAGACUUGAGUGAUAACAGUCUGCAAGAGCUACAGCCUGAUGCCCUGAAGAACAUGCACCACCUGGAGACACUGAACCUCGCAGGGAACAAAUUAAUCUCCCUGAAACCUACGACUUUCACCCACAACCCGAAACUAUCCCAACUAUUUCUGCAGGAGAAUCAACUUCAAGAUCUGCCGGCAACGCUCCUACACGGUCUCCAACACCUUGAACUUCUGCUGCUGAAUCAGAAUCAGUUGCAAUAUCUGCCCUCAGGUUUUCUGGAUGACAGGGAAUCCUCCUUUCGGGUGAUCUUAACAGGAAACCCCUGGGUGUGUGAUGAUAAGAUAGAGUUCCUAAAGAAGUGGCUCAUUGUCAAUCCUCAAAAUGUCAUCCUUCUGGAGGAGGUGACUUGUGCACGGCCUGAAGCUCUCAAACAUCGACAGGUGGUCUCUUUAACUGACAGCGAGCUUGGUCUCAUUAAAUCAGACAAGUUUUCAACAUAGUAAUGGGGUUAAAAAAAAGAUUUUGUUCCAUACCAUUCAUCAUUUCUGCUAAAAUCUUAUGUGGAACAAAAAAUUACCACUGUAUCAAAUCCUGAAAUAAAACUUUACACUUCAUUU